AUGAACGUGGCUUCCUCAGACGACGAGCACUACCUCCUGCCUGUGGACGAUGAGCAUCAAUACGAUGAUCUGGACGACGGAAUGUUGGCACUGAGCUUAGCUCUGACCCAUUUCUCCACUCAAGAGGACCGUUACAUCAGAGACCAUGAUUUGAAGGUCAGGGCGUUCGAGGCUCUUCAGGACGGCAAGGACAAAAACAGCAAUUCUGAGAAGAGUUCACAUGGAAAGCUGCUACACCGCCUGAGAAGACAUUCGGUGAUCGACUUGCCCGCUCAUCAUCCCCACCCUCUGGUGGCAACAAGAAGUAAACACUUACCAGGAAGCCAGCCUUCAGAUUACACCAACGCCUUGCCUGAGGAGUACCCCUCCAGCGAGCUUGUGGACUUGUACGAGAAGGUGAAGAUGUGCUUGGACAUGAGACACAAGUACAUGGAUUUGUCUCUUCAGAGAUGUGAGUUGGAUAACCCCAAGAACCACGAUAAGUGGGAUAUCUACCCUCCUCCUCCCAAGCCUACGUACAAGCUGAAGAACAAGUUUAACCAGCUUCCAGGCCAGGACGCGGAGGAGGAAGAUAUUGACAUGGACAAGUUCCCCAUGUCGGACCUUGAUGCUAACGAUAGGUACGAACUCAGGCACAACGACCAAGACGUGUACGAGGUCAUUGACAAAAGGACGGGCGAGCCAAUCUCCAGUGCGCCAUCUUUAAAAGAGUACUACACCGAUUUGAACAAGAUCGCCCGUAUCUCAUCCGAUGGUCCUAUCAAGUCCUUUGCGUUCAAGCGUCUCGAGUACUUGGAGACAAAGUGGAACAUGUACUACUUGCUCAACGACUUCGAGGAGAACAAGCAAUCCAAGCGUAAUCCGCACAGAGAUUUCUACAAUGUCAGAAAGGUCGACACUCAUAUCCACCACAGCGCUUGUAUGAACCAGAAGCACUUGUUGCGUUUCAUCAAGUACAAGUUGAAGACUGUACCCAACGAGCAAGUCAUUUUCAGAGAUGGCAAGCUUUUGACUUUGGAGGAGGUGUUCGACUCGUUAAAGCUCACCGCCUACGACUUGUCCAUCGACACCUUGGAUAUGCAUGCCCACACCGACACGUUCCACCGUUUCGAUAAGUUCAACUUGAAAUACAACCCAAUCGGCGAGUCCCGUUUGCGUGAGAUCUUCUUGAAGACCGACAACUUCAUCAACGGUAAGUACUUGGCAGAAAUCACCAAACAGGUUUUUGAGGAUCUUGAAAAUUCCAAGUACCAGAUGACUGAGUUGCGUAUCUCUAUCUACGGCCGUUCCUACGAUGAAUGGGACAAAUUGGCUCGCUGGAUCGUCAACAACAAGCUCUUCUCCCACAACGUGAGAUGGUUGAUUCAGGUACCUCGUCUUUACGACUUGUACAAGAAGAACGGCAAUGUGACCAAUUUCCACCAAAUCAUGGUGAACUUGUUUGAGCCCUUGUUCAAGGUGACUCUUGAUCCAAAGCUGAACCCUAACUUGCACAUCUUCCUCCAAAGAGUUGUUGGGUUUGACUCUGUCGAUGACGAGUCCAAGCCAGAGAGACCCAUCAACGCCAAGUACUUCCCUCCAGCUUCGGAAUGGGAUGGCAGCAAGAACCCGCCAUACUCGUACUACUUGUACUACUUAUACGCUGACUUGGUCUCCUUGAACAACUUGCGUUCUGCCUUGGGCUACAACACGUUUGUCCUCCGGCCUCAUUGCGGAGAAGCUGGUGACCCGGAGCACCUUAUUUCUGCAUUCUUGACCACCCACUCCAUCUCCCACGGUAUCAGGUUGCGGAAGCUUCCGUUCGUCCAGUACUUGUACUAUUUGGACCAAAUUGGUUUGGCGGUCUCGCCCUUGUCGAACAACGCAUUGUUCUUGACGUACGAUAAAAACCCGUUCUUCAGCUUCUUCAAGCGUGGCUUGAAUGUGUCGUUGUCCACUGACGAUCCUUUGCAGUUCUCCUACACCAAGGAGCCAUUGAUCGAAGAGUACUCCGUUGCAGCGCAGAUUUACAAGCUUUCAGGCGUCGACAUGUGUGAAUUGGCCAUGAACUCGGUGAAGCAGUCAGGCUACGAGGCCUCCAUCAAGAAGCACUGGCUUGGUAAAAACUACAUGAAGGGCGGUGUCGCUGGAAACGACAUUGAAAAAACGAACGUGCCCGAUAUUCGUGUAAGGUACAGAGACGAGACCCUCCAGAGCGAACUCAGUCUCGUGGAGUACUACACCUCGUUGAACAAGGAAAGGAUAUAG
Messenger RNA from Candidozyma duobushaemuli, 2247 nucleotides. Its product is annotated as AMP deaminase. The transcript has a single exon. The record is from RefSeq and is a predicted model, not a curated record. Gene Ontology annotation, biological process: AMP metabolic process; IMP salvage. Gene Ontology annotation, cellular component: cytosol. Gene Ontology annotation, molecular function: AMP deaminase activity. Bases 1 to 2247 code for a protein of 748 amino acids. Lineage: Eukaryota; Fungi; Ascomycota; Pichiomycetes; Serinales; Metschnikowiaceae.